AUGGCAAAGAUCAGAGGAUUCAAGCUCGGAAAGCGCCUUUGCCGGGUCACCCGGUGGUUCUUAUUCCGUAAUACCCGAACCCGAACUGGAUACUCCAUGCUCAACCCGGAUUCUCCCCUGACUUGCAGCAACAAACCCAUGUCCAAGCUGCUCACUUGGGGCCGGAAGUUGUCCGCCGGAGCCAAAUCUCUGUGCUGCCGCAAACCUGGGUCGGGCUACAAACAGUUGGGUCAGAACCCGGUUGAGUCAAGCAAGCCUGUGACCGUUCCAAAAGGACACCUGGCUGUGUACGUGGGUCAAAAAGACGGCGACUUUCACCGAGUUUUGGUGCCCGUCAUUUACUUUAACCAUCCCCUCUUCAGCCGGCUUCUGAGAGAGGCCGAAAAAGAGUACGGGUUUCAGCACGAGGGAGGGAUCACCAUACCCUGCCCGAUCUCGGACUUCGAGAGCGUCAAGACCCGGAUCGCCGCCGGGUCGACUCAGCGCAGGCUGACGUGGAAGCGCAGCGCCUCCCAUUAA
Messenger RNA from Prunus armeniaca (apricot), 519 nucleotides. The record is from the annotation of a GenBank genome assembly. NCBI's taxonomy places the organism in Eukaryota, Viridiplantae, Streptophyta, Magnoliopsida, Rosales, Rosaceae.